Molecule: messenger RNA, 1086 nt
Organism: Trametes versicolor FP-101664 SS1
Lineage: Eukaryota; Fungi; Basidiomycota; Agaricomycetes; Polyporales; Polyporaceae
Exons: 5
Coding region: 1-1086 (361 amino acids)
Source: RefSeq, a predicted model, not a curated record
AUGGUAAUCAUGGAUCAACAAAACGGCGAAAACGAUGUUGUCAUGCGUGUCUGGGCCCUCCUUUCUGAGAUGUCAGAAUCGCUCAGCGCAAACCGGACAACUUCGGUCAAUAUUCACGGCCUUGCUGACGGCGUUAAGGCUCAAGCGAUCCAUUCACAAACAGGCUUUGUGUUGCGUCGAUUCAACUUAGACAAGUCAAAAGAGGUCUAUGAAGCCGAGCUAGAACGCAUGAAUGCCGCCAUGUCCGCAGAGAACCAGACCCUGCUGAACGAUAACCGACAACUCAGCACACUCAUCCGCGAGUACGAGCAGACCUUGGAGAAGGCGAUGGAGAAAUUCCGUGCACAUGCUCAUGAAGUGCAACAACGCGAACUCGCGCUCAUGCGCCAGUACGAAAAGGUCAUCAUCGAACGCGAGACCGAAGCAGUCAAGGCGUCGCUCGUCGUGAACAACGCGCGCUCAGAAAGCCUCGUACGCGUCAGUCGCCUUUUACGCACCGUGCUCCGCAAGAUGGGCGGGGAGGAUAUCCAAGCGUACGAAGCUUAUGCGCAGGCGCGCGCACGAGCUGCCAGAGCUUCGCAGUCGAGGGAAGCUUCGGGUUCCAUGGCCGCCGGAUCCUCUUCGGAUCCACAGCAGGAAGACAAGGGGAAGCAGCGCGAGGAAGAUGCCCAGGAUGAUGAACUCCUCCCAGUCUCAGACAUAGAUCGCCUCUUGAGCGAGGAGGAGGAUUCGGAGAGGCGCGUCGCCGCAGCGGAAUGGUCCCUUGAGCGCGAAGUCGAAUUGGCUCGCCUAGAGCGGGAGAACGAAGAGCUCCGUGCACUCGUCAACGGGCUGCUCCCACCUAACGCGCCUACAACUCGCCCUGGAACAAUCGCACCGCCGGGAGUAAUCCCGCCCCCGCAUAUACCCCCACCACAUAUACCCCCGCCCCAAGAAGCCUCGCCGCCCCAAGGAGAUCAAUUCGGUGGCUCUGAGGAUCAAACACCAGACCAGCAGUCGGAAGAGCCAUCACCACCUCGUAUUCAGCAACGGUCUGUGGGCCCAUAUGGGACCUACAAGGCUCCGUCACCACCACGCGCUGAAUGA